Leptinotarsa decemlineata (Colorado potato beetle) is the source of this 729-nucleotide messenger RNA. RefSeq names its product muscle-specific protein 20 transgelin (gene Mp20). Gene Ontology annotation, cellular component: actin cytoskeleton. Gene Ontology annotation, biological process: actin filament organization. Gene Ontology annotation, molecular function: actin filament binding. Lineage: Eukaryota; Metazoa; Arthropoda; Insecta; Coleoptera; Chrysomelidae. The record is from RefSeq and is a predicted model, not a curated record.
ACGUCGGGACGCCAAUCGGCCUCAGUUCUUUGUAGGUGUUGAAAUUUCAUACACCAGUGAGCCGAAAAAUAUACAAACAUGUCAUUGGAACGUCAAGUCCGCGCCAAGCUUGCAUCCAAACGCGACCCACAACAAGACAAAGAAGCUCAAGAAUGGAUUGAAACAAUCCUUGGCGCAAAAUUCCCUCCAGGUGAAUUAUACGAAGAUGUCAUUCGUGAUGGCACUGUUCUCUGUCAAGUUAUCAACAAACUUGCCCCAGGAUCAGUACCUAAAAUCAACACAUCUGGCGGACAGUUCAAGAUGAUGGAAAACAUCAACAACUUUCAAGCAGCAAUCAAGGCUUACGGUGUAGCUGAUAUCGAUGUCUUCCAAACAGUCGAUCUCUGGGAAAAGAAAGACAUCGCUCAAGUAACAAACACCCUCUUUGCUCUUGGCAGAGAAACCUACAGACAUGCUGAAUGGAAAGGACCCUACCUAGGACCCAAACCAUCCCAGGAGAACAAGAGAGAAUUCUCUGAAGAGACUCUCAAAGCCGGUCAAACCAUUAUUGGUCUCCAAGCUGGCCAAAACAAAGGUGCCACCCAAGCAGGACAGAACAUUGGUGCUAGCCGCAAAAUCAUCAUUGGAAAAUGAGCCAACACUUUACUGAAGUUUUUCAAUACAAUUUUUUAUUCAAGUCAAUAUCUGUAUAAUGCUUAAAACAAACACCAAUAAAAUAUAUUUUAUUUA